Molecule: messenger RNA, 369 nt
Organism: Salvia miltiorrhiza (redroot sage)
Lineage: Eukaryota; Viridiplantae; Streptophyta; Magnoliopsida; Lamiales; Lamiaceae
Source: the annotation of a RefSeq genome assembly
AUGCUACGGGAAUCACAGCAUUCAUAUCAGUCUGAGUUCAAGGAAUCGGAAUUACUUGGCCAAGCUAUUCCACGACAUCGGGCAACAAAGAACAAGGCUCUGAAAGAGAGUCGGGUUUACUUUAAGUCCGAUCUACUCACAAAGCUUUCGGAGAAAACCUCCUUAUUUUUACUUUACAAGUUGGUGCGGAAAUAUUCAACGAAAGCAGAGGAGAGGCAAAGAAUCCGUAGAGGAAAGCAGAUGUUCUUUCUUGAAAACCUUGCAAAAGCUACCCACCUUUCUCUUCUAUUCGAAGACAAGAGGAGAUCCGAGACUCAGAGAAAGGAACACCUUUUCGUCUCCUUGAUUUCGACAAAAAGCAUCGUAUAA